UAUAUGUAUAUGUGUAUAAUUUUUUUCAAGCCAAUUGUUUUUUCAUAGUGCACGUUGCACUGUAAAUACAACGGCGGGAAGGGAAACAAAGCGUAGCGGAGGAGGGAGGAGCAGUAGGAGGCGCCAUGCAGGAGGAGGUAUCGAAUUUUGGCCAAUCAAAAAAAGGUGACUUGUGUGGACGUCAUUAGCAUGUGGGUCUGUAAAUAGAGCGGGCGCGAGGCGGGCGUUAGUCAUUUUCUGUUCGUUUAUUCGACAAGUAGCAUCAUGCCCGAUCCAGCCAAGACCGCGCCCAAGAAGGGAUCAAAGAAAGCCGUGACCAAGACGGCCGGCAAAGGAGGCAAGAAGCGCAGAAAGUCCAGGAAGGAGAGCUACGCCAUCUACGUGUACAAGGUCCUGAAGCAAGUGCACCCUGAUACCGGCAUCUCAUCCAAGGCCAUGGGCAUCAUGAACUCCUUCGUGAAUGAUAUUUUUGAGCGCAUCGCCGGUGAGUCUUCUCGUCUGGCUCAUUACAACAAGCGUUCCACUAUCACCUCCAGGGAGAUCCAGACCGCCGUGCGCCUGUUGCUUCCCGGCGAGCUGGCCAAGCACGCCGUGUCCGAGGGCACAAAGGCCGUCACCAAGUACACCAGCUCCAAGUGAAGCGCGUUACCGCCGUCUUCA
This is a messenger RNA of Ictalurus punctatus (channel catfish), 660 nucleotides long. RefSeq names its product histone H2B-like. The record is from RefSeq and is a predicted model, not a curated record. The transcript has a single exon. NCBI's taxonomy places the organism in Eukaryota, Metazoa, Chordata, Actinopteri, Siluriformes, Ictaluridae. Gene Ontology annotation, cellular component: nucleosome. Bases 265 to 639 code for a protein of 124 amino acids. Gene Ontology annotation, molecular function: protein heterodimerization activity; structural constituent of chromatin; DNA binding.